Molecule: messenger RNA, 2009 nt
Organism: Alnus glutinosa
Lineage: Eukaryota; Viridiplantae; Streptophyta; Magnoliopsida; Fagales; Betulaceae
Product: receptor-like protein 15
Exons: 6
Coding region: 148-1923 (591 amino acids)
Source: RefSeq, a predicted model, not a curated record
AAGACUCAAUCCGAUUUCCUUUACUAUUACUAAUAGUUUUUUCUUGAGUUGUUUAAAGCCGUAGCUGAUUCGGUGAAGAAAAGCACAAGCAGUUCAAAGAGACUAUUUAAAUGCAGGAGGAAGUCAAAGCCCUGAGAGAGAGAGAGAAUGGAGAGCGAACUGGUUGGGCUUUGCAUCGAAGCGGCAUGCCGGAGCAAAGAGAGCGUGGAGAAGUGGCGGGGGCAGAGGCGAACCCUCGAGCGCUUGCCCUCACAGCUCGCCGACGCUCUCCUCCGCCGCCUCCUCGCUCGUCGCCUCCUCUUCCCGUCCUUGCUCGAAGUUUUCAAACGUAGUGCAGAGGAGAUUGAUCUCAGAGGUGAGAAUUCUGUGGAUGCGGAAUGGAUGGCAUACUUGGGAGCCUUUCGUAACUUGCGCUCAUUGAAUGUUGCAGAUUGCCAUAGAGUCACUAGUUCAGCCCUUUGGGCUAUGAUAGGGAUGGCUAGUUUAAAGGAGUUGGAUCUUUCUAGAUGCUUGAAGGUUACUGAUGCUGGCAUUAGGCAUGUUAUAACCAUUUCAACAUUGGAAAAGUUAUGCAUAUCAGAAACCGGUCUUACUGUUAAUGGGAUUCCGCUUCUCUCUUCACUUAAAAACUUGUCUAUCUUGGACUUGGGUGGUUUACCUGUCACUGAUCAGGCACUGUAUUCACUCCAGGUACUCACGAAACUACAGUACCUUGAUCUUUGGGGGAGUAAAGUAUCUAACAAUGGUGCUGCUGUUCUUCAAAAGUUCUCCAAGCUGAGCUCCCUUAAUGUAGCUUGGACCAACAUCACAGAGUUACCAAAUUUGCCAUCUCUUGAAUGCCUAAACAUGAGUAAUUGUACCAUUAACACAAUACUUGAAGGGGAUGGAGUUAAAGCUCCUUUAACAAAACUUAUCUUCUCUGGAGCUACAUUCAUAAAUGAGGCUGAGGCCUUACUAUAUUGUGAGACAAGUUUCCUAUCCUUUUUGGAUGUAUCCAACUCUUCCCUUCAAAGAUUCUGCUUCUUACCUUUUAUGAAAGCACUGAAACAUUUGGAUCUCAGCUCUAGCACGAUGAGAGAUGAUUUAGUCGAGCACGUUGCAUGUAUAGGAGCGGAUUUGAGAUAUCUAAAUCUCAGCAACACAAGAGUCAGCUCUGCUGGAUUUGAGAUUUUAGUUGGACAUGUUCCCAAUCUGGAAAUUCUAUCAUUAUCCUGCACACCAGUUGAUGAUGUUGCCGUCUUGUCUAUAAGCAAACUGCCUUCAGUGAAGGUUGUCAACAUAAGCAAUACCAAUGUUAAAGGUUUCAUUCACCUGGUAGGCGCUGAGCCGGACUCAGUUCUCUCACUACAAGCACUAGAAAGUCUCAAUCAUUUGGAAAAGUUGAAUAUCGAGGAGACUCGUGUCAGGGAUGCAGCACUAAAACCUUUAUCAAGCUUCCAAGAGUUGAGAUCUCUCUCUCUCAGAAGUACUUCCCUUACAGAUGUCUCCCUGGACUACUUGUCAUCUCUCCCAAAGCUGAUAAAUCUUAGAUUUCGUGAUGCUGUGUUGACAAACUGUGGGCUCAUUUCAUUCAAUCCCUCAGCCACUUUAAAAUUGCUGGAUCUGAGAGGUUGUUGGCUCCUGACUAGGGAUGCUAUUUUGUCGUUCUGUAGAAAUCAUCCUCAAAUUGAAGUAAGGCAUGAACUUGUACAUAUCCCUCCAAUAGACAAAAUUGGCUCUAGUCGUCCAUCUCCAUCACGAUUAACUUCGAGGACCUUUCCGGUGAACCAGAAGCAGCAUGGGAACAUACCCCUCUCUUCAUAUUUUGUAGAUCAAAGGUUGAAAUAUAGCAGAGAGGAGCUACUUGAACUGCAGUAUUCGUCUGUGUAUCUUGUAUCUCCUCUUGAUAGAGGCAUUACAAGUUCCCAGGAGGACGUGAAUUAACCAGGGAUGCUUUAAAAUCUUUCCGUUCCAUGUUGUAACUGUCUGUGAUUUAUAUAUGUAAUGAUAGCUGUUUUUCUUUUCCUUUA